CACAAGAGAAUGGGUCGUAGUAACGGUAUUGGGACAAUUUCUGAAAAUGGGCAAUGUGGAAAGUCCCAUUCCAUGAAAACGAUUUUGCCAAAAAAGGGCAACAAUAACAAAAAUUACAAAAAAAAUUCAAAAGGGUCAUCUCAGUCCAAUCAAGACCAUGAGCAAGUCCUUCAAGCCAAUGUCGAGACCAACAUGUCUUCCAAAACUCUUGAUUAUCAGAAUGGGAACAUAUAUGAGAUACAUAAGAGUAACCAUGCGGACAUCCACAGCUCCAGUAAAACAACUCCAAAGAAGGUUAUCGAGCAGAAGUCAAGAACCCUCAAGGUCUCAAGCUCUCAAGGAAAAGAGGCAUCAAAUUCUGAAACGAAGAAAGAAGUUUUCCAUUUCUGGUCAACAAAGGUUAAUAAUAUCCAUGAGGGUUCCGAGGAAAAGACCUCUGUGGCCAAGAGUAGUGCAGGAGACCACCUCAAGAACAUUAUUACUAAUCAGCCUGCAGACAGUACCCAGGAGGACCAUGGCAGAGGAUGUGAUUUCAGUAAGAAUCCUUUUGAGAUAAGACCCUUAAAGAGGAAGAAGAGGGAUGAAUUGUUCCCACCAGUAGGCUUUACCCACAUUGAUGACUAUGUUCUUUCCUUGAGCAAUCAGAUUCAGUCACAAAAUGCCUCAGUAAAGGAAAUUGUACAUAAAAUCACCAAAAAGUCCACAAACAACAUUGAGAAGAUUCGAGCAAUAUGGAUCUGGCUGUGCCAUAACAUCAGCUAUGACGUGGAAGGGUAUCUCGGCCUCUCUCAGAAGUUGUACAGGCCGGAAGAUGUGUUGGAGAAGAGGAAAGCUGUGUGCUCCGGGUACGCAGGGCUGUGUAAGGAAAUGUGCAGGUACAUAAUUAGUACAAGGCAUCAGCCAACAUUUCUAGGAUCAUUGACAUUGGUGUAA
Molecule: messenger RNA, 933 nt
Organism: Pseudophryne corroboree (corroboree frog)
Lineage: Eukaryota; Metazoa; Chordata; Amphibia; Anura; Myobatrachidae
Exons: 3
Coding region: 10-933 (307 amino acids)
Cellular component (GO): cytoplasm
Source: RefSeq, a predicted model, not a curated record